Messenger RNA from Jaculus jaculus (lesser Egyptian jerboa), 6961 nucleotides. RefSeq names its product Rap guanine nucleotide exchange factor 2 (gene Rapgef2). The transcript has 30 exons. Bases 66 to 5024 code for a protein of 1652 amino acids. The record is from RefSeq and is a predicted model, not a curated record. Gene Ontology annotation, molecular function: guanyl-nucleotide exchange factor activity; protein binding. NCBI's taxonomy places the organism in Eukaryota, Metazoa, Chordata, Mammalia, Rodentia, Dipodidae. Gene Ontology annotation, biological process: positive regulation of ERK1 and ERK2 cascade; small GTPase-mediated signal transduction.
AGGAGGCGGCGGGCCGGGAGGCCGGCGACGGUGCGCGGUGGUCCUGGUGCAUCCCGCAGGGGGACAUGGCGUCCUACGUGGAUAACAGCUUCCGCCAGGCGGUGAUGAAGAACCCGGCCGAGAGGACCCCCCAGGACCUGGAAAUAGUCUAUUCCUAUCUUCAUGGCAUGGAAGCAUUAUCAAAUCUGCGGGAGCAUCAGCUUAGGUUAAUGUGUGAAACCGUGAGAUAUGAAAGACAUGAAGCGAACGAAGUCUUAUACUACCCUGAUGACAUCGGGACCUGCUGGUACAUCCUCCUGUCGGGGUCCGUGUUCAUUAAGGAAUCCAUGUUCCUUCCCAGAAGCAGUUUUGGCAAGCGUUCUGCAGGAAGCUUUAGGCGUGGUUGUGAAUGCAUUGUCCUAGAGCCUUCUGAAAUGAUUGUGGUGGAUUAUAUGGAUGAAAAUGAAGAGUAUUUUCAGCGUCAAGCUUCUCAUAGGCAGUCUCGAAGAAGAUUUAGAAAAAUCAACCAAAAAGGUGAAAGGCAGACAAUUAUUGAUACUGUGGAUCCUUACCCUGUGGGCAAGCCACCCUUGCCUCGAGGCUAUCAUACGGAAUGCACUAAACCUCAGCUCCCUGCGGACUUUACAAAGCUCCACCUUGCGGACAGUCUCCACCCUCAGGUGACCCACGUGUCCUCCAGCCACUCAGGAUGUAGCAUCACCAGUGACUCUGGGAGCAGCAGCCUGUCUGAUAUUUACCAGGCCACAGAGAGUGAGGCUGGUGACAUGGACCUGAGUGGACUGCCAGAAACGGCAGUUGAUUCUGAGGAUGAUGAUGAUGAGGAAGAUAUUGAGAGGGCAUCGGACCCUCUGAUGAGCAGGGACAUCGUGAGGGACUGCCUGGAGAAGGACCCUAUCGACAGGACCGAUGAUGACAUUGAACAACUCUUGGAGUUCAUGCACCAGCUGCCAGCCUUUGCCAACAUGACGAUGUCAGUGAGGCGGGAGCUGUGUGCCGUCAUGGUGUUCGCGGUGGUGGAGAGAGCCGGCACCGUGGUGCUCAAUGACGGCGAAGAGCUGGACUCCUGGUCAGUGAUUCUCAAUGGUUCUGUGGAAGUGAUGUAUGCAGAUGGGAAAGCUGAGAUACUGUGUAUGGGGAACAGUUUUGGUGUGUCUCCCUCCUUGGACAAAGAGCACAUGAAGGGCGUGAUGAGGACGAAAGUGGACGACUGCCAGUUUGUCUGCAUUGCCCAGCAAGAUUACUGCCGCAUACUGAACCAAGUAGAGAAGAACAUGCAGAAGGUUGAAGAGGAAGGAGAGAUUGUCAUGGUGAAGGAGCACCGAGAACUCGAUCGGACUGGAACAAGGAAGGGCCACAUCGUCAUCAAGGGUACCUCAGAAAGGCUAACCAUGCAUUUGGUGGAAGAGCAUUCUGUAGUAGACCCAACGUUCAUAGAAGACUUCCUACUCACCUACCGGACAUUCCUUUCUAGCCCGAUGGAAGUGGGCAAAAAGUUAUUGGAGUGGUUUGAUGACCCGAGCCUCAGGGACAAGGUGACACGGGUAGUAUUACUGUGGGUGAAUAAUCACUUCAAUGACUUUGAAGGAGACCCUGCUAUGACUCGUUUUCUGGAGGAAUUUGAAAAUAAUUUGGAAAGAGAGAAAAUGGGUGGACAUCUGAGGCUGUUGAAUAUUGCGUGUGCAGCCAAGGCAAAGAGAAGACUGGCGACGCUGACAAAGCCCUCCAGAGAAGCUCCUCUACCCUUCAUCCUCCUGGGGGGCUCCGAGAAGGGCUUUGGAAUCUUCGUGGACAGCGUGGACUCAGGCAGCAAGGCACCAGAAGCUGGCUUGAAGCGCGGGGACCAGAUAUUAGAGGUAAAUGGUCAAAACUUUGAAAAUAUCCAGCUUUCAAAGGCCAUGGAAAUUCUUCGAAAUAACACACAUCUGUCUAUCACUGUGAAGACCAAUUUAUUUGUAUUUAAAGAACUUCUAACAAGAUUGUCUGAAGAGAAAAGAAAUGGUGCCCCUCACCUUCCUAAAAUUGGGGAUAUCAAAAAGGCCAGUCGCUACUCGAUUCCGGAUCUCGCUGUCGAUGUGGAACAGGUGAUAGGACUUGAAAAAGUAAAUAAAAAAAGUAAAGCCAACACUGUGGGAGGAAGAAACAAGCUAAAAAAGAUACUGGAUAAGACUCGGAUCAGUAUCUUACCUCAGAAACCAUACAAUGAUAUUGGGAUUGGUCAGUCUCAAGAUGACAGCAUCGUAGGACUGAGGCAGACAAAGCACGUGCCGGCCGCCCUGCCGGUCAGUGGAACGCUGUCGUCCAGCAACCCUGACUUGCUGCAGCCACACCACCGCAUCCUGGAUUUCAGCACGACUCCUGACUUGCCAGAUCAGGUACUAAGGGUUUUCAAGGCUGACCAGCAAAGUCGGUACAUCAUGAUCAGUAAGGAUACCACGGCCAAGGAGGUGGUCAUCCAGGCCAUCAGGGAGUUUGCCGUUACUGCCACGCCGGACCAGUAUUCUCUGUGUGAGGUUUCCGUCACGCCAGAGGGGGUCAUCAAGCAGAGAAGGCUUCCCGAUCAGCUUUCCAAACUGGCUGAUCGGAUACAGCUGAGUGGAAGGUAUUACCUGAAAAACAACAUGGAGACUGAGACGCUUUGCUCAGAUGAGGAUGCCCAGGAGUUGUUGCGAGAGAGCCAGAUCUCUCUCCUUCAGCUCAGCACUGUGGAAGUCGCCACGCAGCUUUCCAUGCGGAAUUUCGAACUCUUCCGCAACAUUGAACCUACGGAGUACAUCGAUGAUUUAUUUAAACUCAAGUCAAAGACCAGCUGUGCCAACCUGAAGAAAUUUGAGGACGUCAUCAACCAGGAAACAUUUUGGGUAGCGUCCGAAAUCCUACGAGAGACCAACCAGCUGAAGAGGAUGAAGAUCAUCAAACACUUCAUCAAGAUUGCUCUGCACUGCAGGGAGUGCAAGAACUUCAACUCCAUGUUUGCAAUCAUCAGUGGCCUAAACUUGGCUCCAGUGGCAAGACUUCGAACCACCUGGGAAAAACUUCCCAAUAAAUAUGAAAAGCUUUUCCAGGACCUACAAGACCUGUUCGAUCCUUCCAGAAAUAUGGCAAAAUACCGCAACGUCCUCAGUGGGCAGAACCUGCAGCCUCCGGUCAUCCCCCUGUUCCCUGUCAUAAAGAAGGACCUCACAUUCCUGCAUGAAGGAAAUGACUCCAAAGUCGAUGGGCUCGUCAACUUUGAGAAGCUGAGGAUGAUCGCGAAGGAGAUCCGUCACGUUGGCCGCAUGGCUUCAGUCAACAUGGACCCUGCCCUUCUGUUCAGGACCCGGAAGAAGAAGUGGCGGAGUCUGGGGUCCCUCAGCCAGGGCAGUGCGAAUGCCACUGUGCUAGAUGUGGCUCAGACAGGUGGCCAUAAAAAGCGGGUACGCCGUAGUUCCUUUCUCAAUGCCAAAAAGCUUUAUGAAGAUGCCCAGAUGGCCCGCAAAGUGAAGCAGUACCUGUCCAGUCUGGAGCUGGAGAUGGACGAGGAGAGUCUGCAGGCCCUGUCGCUGCAGUGCGAGCCGGCCACCAGCACACUGCCUAAGAAUCCUGGUGACAAAAAGCCUGUCAAGUCUGAGACCUCCCCAGUGGCUCCGCGGGCUGGGUCACAGCAGAAGGCGCAGCCGCAGCAGCCGCAUAAAGCCAGCCCAGCUCUGCAGGUCCCCGCUGUACCCCUGCACCCUUCCCGGAAGAAGGUCCCGGUGAAAGACCUCCCCCCUUUCGGAAUAAACUCACCACAAGCUUUAAAGAAAAUCCUUUCACUCUCUGAAGAAGGGAGUUUAGAGCGUCACAAGAAACCAUCAGAAGAUGCGAUAUCAACUGCAUCUUCACAGCUGUCGUCUCCGCCCACUUCUCCUCAGAGCUCUCCCAGGAAAGGCUACACUCUAGCUCCCAGUGGUACUGUGGAUAAUUUUUCGGAUUCUGGUCACAGUGAAAUUUCUUCACGAUCCAGCAUUGUCAGCAAUUCUUCUUUCGACUCGGUGCCAGUCUCGCUGCAUGAUGACCGGCGCCAGAGGCAUUCGGUCAGCAUUGUGGAGACCAACCUAGGUGUGGGCAGGAUGGACCGGCGGACCCUGAUUGAGCCCGAUCAGUACAGCUUAGGGCCCUAUGCCCCAGUGUCUGAGAGCCGAGGACUCUACGCUGCUGCUACAGUCAUCUCUUCUCCCAGCACAGAGGAGCUUUCCCAUGACCAGGGGGACCGCGCCUCGCUGGACGCCGCCGACAGCGGGCGCGGAAGCUGGACCUCAUGCUCGAGCGGCUCCCACGAUAACAUUCAGACCAUCCAGCACCAGAGGAGCUGGGAGACACUGCCGUUUGGGCACACUCACUUUGACUAUUCAGGGGAUCCCACAGGUAUAUGGGCCUCCAGUAGCCAUAUGGACCAAAUCAUGUUCUCUGAUCAUAGCACACAGUAUAGCAGGCAGCAUCCAAGUAGAGAGAGUCUGGACCAGGCCCAAUCGCGGGCGAGCUGGGCGUCUUCCACGGGCUACUGGGGAGAAGACUCAGAAGGUGACACGGGCACAAUCAAGCGGAGGGGUGGCAAGGAUGUCUCCAUUGAGGCAGAAAACAGCAGCAUGGCACCUGUGACCACUGAGGAAACCAAACCUGUCCCCAUGCCUGCCCACAUAGCCGUGACGGCGAGCACCACAAAGGGGCUCCUUGCACGGAAGGAGGGCAGGUACCGGGAGCCCCCGCCCACCCCACCAGGGUACGUUGGCAUCCCCAUCACCGACUUCCCCGAGGGGCAUGCGCACCCAGCCAGGAAGCCCCCGGACUACAAUGUGGCUCUGCAGAGAUCCCGCAUGGUGGCGCGCUCCGCGGAGGGGCCGGGGCCGUCCCCAUCCCCGGUGCAGGCACAGCCUGUGGCCCCCAGCAGGCCCGGCAGCAAGCCCCAGUGGCACAAGCCCAGCGAGUCCGACCCACGCCUGGCCGCCUACCAGCCUCAGGGCUUCUCCGCCGAGGAGGAAGAAGAUGAACAAGUGUCUGCUGUGUGAAGCUCGGCCUUCUUGACCCAGAGCGAGCCACGUGAAGGAGCCCACGGAGACGGCCUGACCAGUGGAGCCUUGGCACGCACAUCCUGAGGAUGCUGGACCAGUUUGCCUCCUUCCCUGCCUUAAAAGCAGCAUGGGGCCUCUUCUCCCCUUCUUCCUUCCCCCUUGCAUGUGAAAUACUGUGAAGAAAUUGCCCCGGCACUUUUCAGACUUUGUUGCUUGAAAUGCACAGGGCAGCAACCUCUGAGCUCCUGCCGUUGCUAACCUGUCACGCCACGCAGUAUCAUCGGAUUCCAGGAUCCCACGUGGCCACAGGCCAUCCCUCUGCCUGCCCUUCUCACUUCCUGGAAGGAGUGUCCAGCCUUCCUCUGAGACUUCAGUCCAGUCCUGGCUCACUCUCUGCCUCACAGGAGAAGAGAGAUCCAGCCAUGGAGCCACUUGGGGCCUUGAACCCACCAUGGAAGACAAAUAUUUUGAGUACAGUGCUUGUUCACGUGUUUACAAUAUUCUUUUUUUUAUAUAUAAAUGAGUUUAAAAGAUUAUGUUCAGAGAGUAAAUAUUAUAUCCACUUAAUGAUUACAGUAUUAUUUUGAACCUUUAGUAGCAUUGCCAGUCUGGGUUUCUAAAAAACCAAAUAUGCCGGACAGGGUGUGGCCACAGCAAGAAGGGAAGACCUGGCUUAUGGCCUUGUCUUCCGCGUACUUCUGGCCUCACCUGUGAAGUGCCCUAUCCCGGAAGCCGCAAAUGUUAGCCAAUCACUUGACUACCGAGACUCCUCGUCCCCUCCUCUCCCAGUGGGUGGGGCUCUCCUUAAAACUGUUUGCACAUGGCCAGGGAGGGCUCUAGGACCCUUGUGUUCCGUCGGAGCCUGGUGAAGGCAGGAUCUGUUGUUUGAGGGUGUAGUCCCACUCAGCUGAGAUGGAUGGCAACCCUUUUUUUUUUUUAAGUUAUGUUUGAAUUUUGUUCAUUUGGAGUUUUAGAGCUUUUUUUUUUUUUUAAGAGACGUGUAUAACUGGACAGCAUGGCAUGGAAGCAGCUUGGGAUGUUGGAGCUGACGCCAGCGGCAACACCGCUCUUUCAGAAUAGCUUCCAGGGACUGAGUCCUGGCACGCACGCAAGGACCACACGUGUGGUUAGCCAAGCCGGCCUUUCAAGGCAGGCCCGUCCCCAAGGGCUGACCUGCAAGUGGCUUCAUGAGGUCACACAUACAGAAGGCCUCGUGUAGUGACCAUCUGCUCACAGCUGCUAUGAACCCUAGAGUGACUGAAAGUGGCCCCACCACUCUAUCUUUUUUGCACAGACUCCGGAAAAGUGAAGGCUGCCAAUCCGAGUAAAACUCAUGUGAGGAACUGCUGGUCUGGGAUUUUUUUUCCAUUGAAUUCACUAAUCAUAUUGAUCAGUGGAUAAAUGUAAAUAGCUCCAAAUUUUUAAGUCGAAUUGCAGUGUUUUUUUCACUGUAUCAAACAUUAUCAGUGCUUUAUUUAAUAAUUCUACGUCAUGGCGUUUGUCUCCUUGCUUAUAUAUUACAUUGUCAGUUAUGCAUUUGUAAUUUUACAUGUAAUAUGCAUUAUUUGCCAGUUUUACUCUAUAGGCUAUGGACCUCAUGUGCAUAUAGAAAGAAAGCUAGCUCUACCACCAGUUGCACAAACGUUAUCUAACCAUUACGAAAGCGUAGAAAAUAGGACUGCUCGUCUCGGUUCACUCUGUGUUGUCGAGUGCAGAAUGUACCGUUAACUGGAGAUUUCCUCAUGCCUUUGAUACUACUUGUACCUGUAUGUCUUUUAGAAAGACAUUGGUGGAGUCUGUACCCUUUUGUAUUUUCAUACAAUAAUUGUACAUACUGGUUCUAUUUUUGUUGAAGACGUAGAAACGCACUAUGUUUAUGCUUCUACUCCCAGUCUGCACAGGCUGGGGAGUAAAUAAAUACAACAUAAAGCUGG